GGGUAUUGUAGUUCUAAGGGUUGGACUACAACUCCCAGAAUCCCUUAGCAGCGUCGGAGGAAGAGGAAGGAAAUUCUUCCCAGGCAGCAAUGGCUGAAGAGGUGGAGAGGAAGCCGGUGCUUGAGAUGGUCCAGGCAGAUGGGACGGAUGGAAACUGUGUCACAUUUGUGUUACAUGAUGAGGACCACACAUUUGGCAACUCCCUCCGUUACAUGAUCAUGAAAAACCCUGAAGUGGAGUUCUGUGGUUACAGCAUCACCCACCCAUCUGAAAGCAAAAUCAACUUCCGGAUCCAAACCAGAGGGGGGAUCCUAGCCAUUGAGCCAUUCCGGAGAGGACUGACAGAACUGGUGGACGUCUGCCAGCACGUGCUCAGCAAGUUUGAGGCAAGCGUAAAGGAAUACAAGGCCCAAAGAGAGGCAGAAAUGGACUAGCCCCUGCAGCUGCUGGAGUACGGAAUGGACAUGCAUAUAUUGUUCAUGUAUGUUUAAUGCCCCUGUUGAAAGAGGUUUUAUUUUUUUAUGACAAAUCUGAAGCAAACGGUGUAAUUUCUCUAAUAAAUGCUGUAAGGUUCA
Messenger RNA from Mauremys reevesii (Reeves's turtle), 575 nucleotides. RefSeq names its product DNA-directed RNA polymerases I and III subunit RPAC2-like (gene POLR1D). NCBI's taxonomy places the organism in Eukaryota, Metazoa, Chordata, Testudines, Geoemydidae. Gene Ontology annotation, biological process: DNA-templated transcription. The transcript has 6 exons. Gene Ontology annotation, molecular function: DNA binding; DNA-directed RNA polymerase activity; protein dimerization activity. Bases 90 to 434 code for a protein of 114 amino acids. Gene Ontology annotation, cellular component: RNA polymerase I complex; RNA polymerase III complex. The record is from RefSeq and is a predicted model, not a curated record.